UCUUGCACUGGACCGGCCAACACUUGGUCUCUACUACUUACAUCUACAUUUUCCAUACAGUACAUAGGUAGGACCUGGGUACGACUAUUAACUCUUCAUCUUCGGCUGGCUCAGGGUCGUCUCAUCUAGAUUGGAAGCCAAAGCAAACAUCCUAGUCCUCGCCCGAACGCUAAUAAUCUCGUCCGCCCACUCACGCUCUCUUCUCCCUUCCAAGCUUCGGUUCUUCCACACUCAUACAACCCGCCACACCAACAACAGCUCUCGCUGGUCACAACGCAUCCUUCGCCCUCACGUAUCCAGAUAGUCCUGGUACGUCAAGCGAAUUGAGCACCUACAGCAACAUUGCCAUUGUCGGUCACCGAAUCUCGACAAGUUACCACCUUGCCUGGCAUGGAUCGAGAAACAAUCAUCGCCGCUUCUAAGAAGCACGACAUCGUAGCGGGCAGGGUUUACAAGUAUGGCACUGCUGGCUUUCGCAUGAGCGCAGAUCUUCUCGAUGGCGUUACUUUCCGUGUUGGUCUCCUAGCUGCCUUGCGUAGUCGGAAACAUAAUGGCCAGGCCAUUGGUGUCAUGGUCACUGCGAGUCACAACCCCGCUGUUGAUAACGGUGUCAAGAUUGUCGAUCCUCUGGGAGACAUGCUUGAACAGGAGUGGGAGGCAUAUGCCACAAACUUGGUCAAUGCCCCAAGCCAUGAAGAGCUCGUUGACUACUUCCUCAAACUCGCCGAAACCUUGAAGAUCGACUUGGCAACCCCGGGCAAGGUUAUCGCCGGAAGAGACACCCGACCCUCAGGGAUUACCCUCAUCACUGCUCUUGCCGACUCCCUUGCUGCCACGAAUACCACAUUCGACGACUACAAGAUCCUAACUACGCCACAACUGCAUUACCUGACUCGCUGUGUGAAUACCGCUGGCACACCAGGCGCCUAUGGAGAAAUUAGCGAAGCGGGAUACUACAACAAGCUUCUAGAGGCUUUCGACCGCGCUCUACGUGGUCGUAAGGUCUCGGGCGGCUUGACUGUCGACUGUGCUAACGGUGUUGGUGGUCCCAAGCUGAAUGAGCUUCUGAAACGCCUUGAUAUCCAGAAGACGGGCUUGAAGGUAAAAGUAGUCAAUGAUGAUGUGCUCCGACCGGAGAUCUUGAACCUUGACUGCGGUGCCGAUUUUGUUAAGACUAGACAACGUGCACCACCUAACCCCAAGCCAGCUCCCGGCGAGCGAUGGUGCUCACUCGAUGGUGAUGCCGAUCGCCUCAUCUACUACUGGGUCGAUCCUGAGACAGGCUUCUUCAUGUUGGAUGGAGACCGCAUCGCAACACUUGCCGCUUCAUUCAUUGCUGAUCUUUCAAGAAGUGCAGGCAUUGAUAAUCAAUUAAGAAUUGGAGUCAUCCAGACGGCGUAUGCCAAUGGUGCUAGCACCAAAUAUGUUGAACAGCAUCUGCAGCUUCCUGUUGUUUGCACACCCACUGGCGUCAAGCAUCUUCAUCAUGCUGCCUGUUCCUUCGAUAUUGGCGUUUACUUUGAAGCUAAUGGUCAUGGCACUGUCCUCUUCUCGUCGACCGCGGUCCAGACUUUCAAGACAAAGGAACCCCAGUCACCCGCCCAGAAGGAUGCUCUGGAAACUCUCAGCGCUCUAGCAGAUCUUAUUAACCAAACUGUUGGAGAUGCCAUCUCCGAUAUGCUCAUGGUAGAGGUCAUCUUGGCACACAAAGGGUGGACAAUGAAGGAUUGGGCCUUGACAUACAAAGACCUCCCCAACAGACUGGUCCGCGUAGAGGUUGGCAACAAGGACCUCUUCCAGACUACGGACGCGGAACGGAAACUCAGCCACCCAGUGGGAUGCCAGGAUGAGAUUGAUAGAGAGGUCAAGAAGUACACUACUGGUCGCUCUUUUGCCCGUGCUAGUGGCACAGAGAAUGCCUGCCGGGUGUACGCAGAAGCCGCGACUAGGUCAGAAGCUGACGAGCUCGCGAAUAAAGUUGCUGUCAUCGUGAGACAGUAUGGUGGUAACUGAAAUGGACUUUUCUUUUGAAAUAGGGGAAUACGGAGUCAGGUCAAAACACUGGGGUUGAUGAUAGUAACGAGCUAUGACUGCGAAAAGUUGAUCUGAAUUGGCGUCAAUUCAGCGUAUUUGCCUAGAGCCGGGGGGUUUAUGUCAAUACUUAUUGAAAAAUAACGUUUAGUUAUUCUUGUUUUAGUUUUCGCGAUGGAAUCCAGCAAAAUAAUAAAUCAUUUUUCUGAUUUCCCCAACUA
Messenger RNA from Xylaria bambusicola, 2252 nucleotides. Its product is annotated as phosphoglucomutase/phosphomannomutase domain-containing protein. The transcript has 2 exons. The record is from RefSeq and is a predicted model, not a curated record. NCBI's taxonomy places the organism in Eukaryota, Fungi, Ascomycota, Sordariomycetes, Xylariales, Xylariaceae. Bases 391 to 2013 code for a protein of 540 amino acids. Gene Ontology annotation, molecular function: magnesium ion binding; phosphoacetylglucosamine mutase activity. Gene Ontology annotation, biological process: carbohydrate metabolic process; UDP-N-acetylglucosamine biosynthetic process.